AUGCCGGACGGCGGCGAUGCGACUCAGAUCGAUGUGAACGCGCCGUUUGCGGGACACGAGUUUCACUCGAUUUAUAUCGUCGUCUGUACCUUCAUCGUCUUCUUCAUCCUGCCUGGUAUCGGUUUCCUAUAUAGCGGCCUCACGAGGAGAAAGUCUGCAAUGGCAUUCAUGUUUCAGGCAUUCCUGAUACUCGCGGUUACCACAUUCCAAUGGAUAUUCUGGGGAUAUUCCCUGACCUAUUCGAGAGACGGCGGUCCAUACAUUGGGACACUGAAGAACUUUGGCCUCAUGGAUGUUCUGGCAGCCCCGUCUCCGGGCUCAGCCGUUCUUCCCGAGAUUUUGUUCUGCAUGUUCCAGCUUCUGUUCGGGUCCUGCACAGUGAUGAUUGUUAUCGGUGGCGCCUUUGAACGAGGCAACAUUUUCUCAUCCCUCAUAUUCGCCUUCGUUUGGGAAACCAUUGUAUACUGCCCUCUCGCUCGGUGGACCUGGAGUGCUCAAGGAUGGCUAUAUAAUCUCCCAUCCAUUGACUUUGCCGGAGGUGGCCCAGUCCAUAUCGCCUCGGGAUGCGCCUCGCUCGCGUAUGCCGUCGUCCUUGGAAAGCGCAAGGGCUAUGGUGAACCUUCCAUGAAACGCCCCCACAACACCACCCUUGUUUUCCUGGGCACCAUCUUCAUCUGGACCGGCUGGCUCGGGUUCAACGGUGGCUCCACGCUUAGCGCUAGCGUUCGUGGCUACAUGGCCGUUAUGAACACCAAUGUUGCAGCAUCAACCGGUAUCCUCGGCUGGGUUCUCGUUGACAUGAUCCGUAACAAGGGCAAGUUCUCUCUUGUUGGAGCCUGUGAAGGAGCUAUUGCCGGCCUUGUCGGUAUCACCCCCGCAGCUGGGUGUGUCACCGUCUGGUUGGCCGCUCUGAUAGGAUUCCUCACUGCUGUCGUGUGUUCGCUGUGCAAGAACAUCAAUGACUGGAUGCGCGUCGACGAGGGAAUGGAUGUCUUCAAGCUGCAUGGUCUCGGUGGUAUGGUUGGCUCAUUCCUCACCGGUAUCUUUGCGGACCAGUACAUCUCCGCCUUGGAUGGCGGCUCCCUCAUCCCUGGGGCCAUCAACGGCGAAGGGGUUCAGGUUGGCAAGCAGCUCGCUGAGAUCUGUGCCAUCUCUGCCUACUCCUUCGUCAUGACCGCCGUGAUCCUAAUGAUCAUGAAGUAUAUCCCAUACGUUGGAGUCCGGGUUUCGGAGGAGGCCGAGCUUGUUGGUUUGGAUGCAUCUUUCUUUGUGGAUGAGCAGGUCGGAGACUGGUCUGUGCUCGAGGGCAUCAGGAGUUCACCCUUGAUGGGGGUGUCGCAAGCACCGUCGGAAGAGGUGCAACAAACGGCGUCGGAGAUCAAGACCGCCUAG
Messenger RNA from Aspergillus calidoustus, 1392 nucleotides. The record is from the annotation of a GenBank genome assembly. NCBI's taxonomy places the organism in Eukaryota, Fungi, Ascomycota, Eurotiomycetes, Eurotiales, Aspergillaceae.